Molecule: messenger RNA, 1351 nt
Organism: Homo sapiens (human)
Lineage: Eukaryota; Metazoa; Chordata; Mammalia; Primates; Hominidae
Gene: INHA
Product: inhibin subunit alpha
Exons: 2
Coding region: 66-1166 (366 amino acids)
Biological process (GO): negative regulation of multicellular organismal process; negative regulation of signaling; ovarian follicle development
Cellular component (GO): photoreceptor outer segment; inhibin B complex; neuronal cell body
Molecular function (GO): protein-containing complex binding; growth factor activity; inhibin binding
Source: RefSeq, marked reviewed
GCAGACCCUGGCAGAAGGGGCACGGGGCAGGGUGUGAGUUCCCCACUAGCAGGGCCAGGUGAGCUAUGGUGCUGCACCUACUGCUCUUCUUGCUGCUGACCCCACAGGGUGGGCACAGCUGCCAGGGGCUGGAGCUGGCCCGGGAACUUGUUCUGGCCAAGGUGAGGGCCCUGUUCUUGGAUGCCUUGGGGCCCCCCGCGGUGACCAGGGAAGGUGGGGACCCUGGAGUCAGGCGGCUGCCCCGAAGACAUGCCCUGGGGGGCUUCACACACAGGGGCUCUGAGCCCGAGGAAGAGGAGGAUGUCUCCCAAGCCAUCCUUUUCCCAGCCACAGAUGCCAGCUGUGAGGACAAGUCAGCUGCCAGAGGGCUGGCCCAGGAGGCUGAGGAGGGCCUCUUCAGAUACAUGUUCCGGCCAUCCCAGCAUACACGCAGCCGCCAGGUGACUUCAGCCCAGCUGUGGUUCCACACCGGGCUGGACAGGCAGGGCACAGCAGCCUCCAAUAGCUCUGAGCCCCUGCUAGGCCUGCUGGCACUGUCACCGGGAGGACCCGUGGCUGUGCCCAUGUCUUUGGGCCAUGCUCCCCCUCACUGGGCCGUGCUGCACCUGGCCACCUCUGCUCUCUCUCUGCUGACCCACCCCGUCCUGGUGCUGCUGCUGCGCUGUCCCCUCUGUACCUGCUCAGCCCGGCCUGAGGCCACGCCCUUCCUGGUGGCCCACACUCGGACCAGACCACCCAGUGGAGGGGAGAGAGCCCGACGCUCAACUCCCCUGAUGUCCUGGCCUUGGUCUCCCUCUGCUCUGCGCCUGCUGCAGAGGCCUCCGGAGGAACCGGCUGCCCAUGCCAACUGCCACAGAGUAGCACUGAACAUCUCCUUCCAGGAGCUGGGCUGGGAACGGUGGAUCGUGUACCCUCCCAGUUUCAUCUUCCACUACUGUCAUGGUGGUUGUGGGCUGCACAUCCCACCAAACCUGUCCCUUCCAGUCCCUGGGGCUCCCCCUACCCCAGCCCAGCCCUACUCCUUGCUGCCAGGGGCCCAGCCCUGCUGUGCUGCUCUCCCAGGGACCAUGAGGCCCCUACAUGUCCGCACCACCUCGGAUGGAGGUUACUCUUUCAAGUAUGAGACAGUGCCCAACCUUCUCACGCAGCACUGUGCUUGUAUCUAAGGGUGGGGGGUCUUCCUUCUUAAUCCCAUGGCUGGUGGCCACGCCCCCACCAUCAUCAGCUGGGAGGAAAGGCAGAGUUGGGAAAUAGAUGGCUCCCACUCCUCCCUCCUUUCACUUCUCUGCCUAUGGGCUACCCUCCCCACCCCACUUCUAUCUCAAUAAAGAACACAGUGCAUAUGACUUGA